Ahaetulla prasina is the source of this 6797-nucleotide messenger RNA. It is a transcript of the gene ST6GAL1, whose product is annotated as ST6 beta-galactoside alpha-2,6-sialyltransferase 1. Gene Ontology annotation, molecular function: sialyltransferase activity. The coding region runs from base 868 to 2085 and encodes 405 amino acids. NCBI's taxonomy places the organism in Eukaryota, Metazoa, Chordata, Lepidosauria, Squamata, Colubridae. The transcript is spliced from 9 exons. The record is from RefSeq and is a predicted model, not a curated record.
ACCCCCUGCGCGCCCCCCUCGCACAGACACACACACACACGGUGCCCUGCACACACAUAUCCGCACGCAGACUCGCGUUUGCAUAAUCCUCCCGCCCACCUACCAACCCACCGCCCUCCUUAUCUCACCCCAGCCGGGUGUGUGUUUUGUGGCGAUGGGGGUUAGGCUUUCGUUCAGGCAGGCAGCCUUUGUGCAGAACGGCGUAAGGCGUCCGCAACUGUACAGGACGCAGCUUUUAAACGCCUGGAUUUCAAGGCGGUAACAAAGGCAAAAAAAGAAAGAAAGAAAGAAAGAAAGAACGAGCGAAAGGAAGGAAGGAGGAAAGACACGCAGGCGACAGGACGACUCCCUGGGCCGCGGCCAGAGUCAGCAGGAGUACGACCAAUAGCAAUAGCAACAAACGGGGAGAUGCAACAGUUUAAAGUGAGAUGCUUCACUACAUUUCAGAUGCUUCUGGAUUGAAAGGAUCAGCCAAUUAUAAAUUGUUGCCCGGGUGACAUCCUAAUGUGUUAAUAGCACACAUUCUUCCAGGAGGCUCCUUUCAUGUCUCCCAUGAAAGGACAUGAAUAUGAACAUGAACACAUGAAUUACAGACUUCCUGUAAUUGUUCUCUUUGGAAUUUCUUAAGUUUCUUCAGCAAAAUGUGUACAGCAUUUUAGCUGCAUGUUACUUCAGAAAGACUUCCUGCAACAGCUAUUGAAGCUUGCCUUCUUGCACAAGCAAACAGGGGUUUGACUGGAGAAUUCUCCUAAGGAAGCAGAAGAGAGAGGAAGACAAAAAAGAUUGAGUGAUAAUUGCUGGUUGUUUUCUGAAUACUGAGGUCCAUACAUCUGAAACUGAACUUUCCAACCUAAUGUAUUGUACAUUAUGGUUCAUGUCAACUUGUUUAGAAAAUGGGUGUUCGGCAUUCUCAUUUUCAUUUUGGUCCUGACUGUUUGUCUAUGGAAGGAAACACGGAAAGGAACUUACAUCUCCAUAAAAAUAGAAAGCCAAACUGAUCAUCUGCAGCUGUGGCAAUGGAUUAAAAUGAAAUCAGGAAUGGGCCAGAAUAAAACUGUCAAUGGCGCAGGCAACAUUACUUUGUCUAACAAAGAAUCCCAGGUUAAAUUUAAUAAUAUUGAACCUAAGCCCAAGGAAAUCAAAGUCUGGAACAAGUAUAGUUCUUCCCAACUUCUUCACCCUAGUCUGCAAAUGGCAAGAAAGCAUUACUUAAAAAUGAACAAAUAUCAUGUGAAAUACACUGGACCAAAGAAUACUGUUAAACUCAGCCCAGAACAAGUGUUCUGCCAACUUCAGAAAAAAAUAGACUUUAGGAUGAUAACUGCAUCUGAUGCCCCUUUUAAUACGCCUGAAUGGGAGACAUACCUGCCUAAGACAAAUAUCAGCAUGGAACUGGGCAAGCUGGGCCGAUGCGCAGUUGUAUCCUCUGCAGGAUCUAUUAAGCACUCACAUUUGGGAGCAGAAAUAGACAACCAUGAUGCAGUCUUGCGAUUCAAUGGGGCCCCUACCAAAGGGUUUCAGGUAGAUGUGGGUGAAAAAACUACAAUACGCCUUGUUAAUUCUCAGCUUAUUACUGUUGAAGAAAAGAAGUUUGUUUCAGAUGUACAAUUCAGCUUUGGAAUCAUCAUUCUGUGGGAUCCAGCACCAUAUCAUGCCAGUAUUUAUGAGUGGUUUCAGAAACCAGACUACCAUUUCUUUGAAAGCUACAAGCAUUAUCGGAAGAGACAUCCCAACCAGCCUUUUUAUAUCCUGAAUCCCUACAUGCAAUGGCAACUCUGGGAUAUCCUUCAGGAGAAUUCACCGGAAGAUAUUCAGCCAAAUCCACCCUCUUCUGGCAUGCUUGGCAUUGUUCUUAUGAUGCACUUCUGUGAUGAGGUGAACGUUUAUGAGUUUCUCCCCUCUAAGAGGCAAACAGACAUUUGCCAUUAUUACCAGGAUACAUUUGACCAAGCAUGCACGUUGGGUGCCUACCACCCACAGCUCUUUGAAAAAAAUAUGGUAAAGCACCUUAAUCAAGGCACAGAUGAAGAUAUUUACAAUUAUGGAAAAGUGACUUUACCAGGCUUAAGGAAAGCACAAUGUUAGGAGUAUGAAUCCCAUAUUCUGGGCUUGGGAGCCUGUCUUGAAUCACAAAGCACUUUAAUUUUUAAAAGUAAGAGUUGUAAGGGCCCUGUCAAGAAACCAAGGUGCAAUUCUUCCACUCCAUUUGCCUUAAUUCAGGAUUGCAACAUGUGCCAGAGACAUAUACAGCAUUCUGCAGAAUGCAUUUCUAAUGAGUGCCAAGAAUGUAAUUACCCAUCAGUUAUUACAGAAAUACAAUGAAAAAUCUAUUCUCAAAAAUUAGACACAAUUGGUUUGUGUCUAAUUUUUGUGACUGAAUUAAAAAAAAAUACAGUUGCUGCUUCAAAGCGUCUAGAUCAGGGGUAGUCAACCUUUUUAUACCUACCGCCCACUUUUGAAUCUCUGUUAGUAGUAAAAUUUUCUAACCGCCCACCGGUUCCACAGUAAUGGUGAUUUAUAAAGUAGGGUUGUGGGGGAGGGGCGCCGGCUACCAGCUCUGCUUGUCUGUUACAGCUGGGUAGUGUGGGGGUAGAUGUGCAAGCUAUUCUGGGAUGAGGCUCUUUUGUUUGCGGUUGCACUAUAGCGCCAUUUGGUUUCACUUACAUAACGUGAACUAAACUUAUGCGUGGGCGAUACAAAUAGUAUAUUUUUAUAAAUUUAAAUUGUCACGGGAAUUUUAUGAAAACCUAAUAAAAAUUUUAAAUAAUGCUAUGAAAAUUUUUUUAAAAGUCAAUUAAAUUUAAAAAAAGGCAAGUGCUUCAGUAUCGGACAAAACCCCUACCGCCCAUCAUGAAAACUGGAACGCCCACUAGUGGGAAGUAUGGACCAGGUUGACUACCACUGGUCUAGAUUUUAGAAACAAGCCAGUGGUGGAGGGACCAGGAUUUCUGUGCCUUGUUGUCAGACGUGUCUGUUCUGCACUAUUCAGAAGUCAAUAUAAGAAUAUGAUCCAAAAAGGCAACGGUGUGAGAAAAAUAUAUGAAUUUAGAGAGCCAUUUGUAAGGCCAGGUAUGCCGAUAGACAAAUAAAGACUGGAAAUUCAUGAAGUCCACAUUCUGGACAGAGGAUUACUGGUUAGAAAAGGAGUAAAAGAGGCCAUAUAUGUUAAAAUUGAAUAGCCUUUUCUCAAUAGAGGGGAAGGGAUAGACACCACCUAUCUCCUGUUUAUAACAUAAUCCUUUCAGCAGUGCCAAGAAGAUUCCACAUCCAUUUGCAUUCUGAUUCUGACUCUGACGGCACAGAUAAACCCCCCAAGAGGCCUCAAUGACUCUCAGAGAGCUAAUGACUCACCUUGAAAGUGCUAAUGACGAGAUGACUGCAAAAAGUAUAAAUCCUUCCAUGCCACAUCAUUCAGUCAGAACUGAGUAUGCUUCUUAGAUAAGAAGCGAAACAUCUUCAAGAAAAAAGAAAGUCAAGUUGCCUAUUGAAAGAACACCUUUGGGACAACCAUGACCUGGAUGACAGAAUCUCCAUAGACACUGGAAUUGAAAAAUAAUAUAUCACUGUUAGAGGAAUGAAAUCCAGCACUCAGCUCAAGCCUUUGCCAAGACAUUUUGCAAUCCAAAGUGAAGGACGAGAUGACUUUCCAUGUUUUAGCCAAAAGUUAGUACUCCAGUGCUCUUAUAGGUAGCAGAGUAGUGUAGCAGGCAUGGCAUAUGCCACUUUCCAACAUCUUAAUGCUGCUAGUCAUCAGCAUUUACUGUCUGAAGCGAGUGCCCCAUUCUGGAGGACCAAUUCUGGAGGAGCUGAAAAAAUGCUAUUCCGAAUUGGAUGUUGCAGAUACUAUAAAGUGCCAAAUUCUGUUAAAUGCCUGAUAUGCUGUGAUACCUUCAAUAUCACUAAAAUAAACCCAGUAUUAAGAAUUUGAAAGUAAUUUUUACAAAUCUAAUUGGAUUCAUCUUCUCUAUAUGUCAUUAAGGAUGGAGCUAUGAAAAAUGUGCUUUAUUUUGUUUCCAGAAUACGUUUUGCAGGGAAAGACUUUUUCUACAGAUUCUACAAUUUCUAUAUAGUCUGAAAACUGUUUUUCAUAGAUGAUGUUGAAAAAGACCAAAACUCAAUUAAUACUAUAUACACUGUAGAAUGUUUCUGUUUUUCACAUAUGUAUAUUCAUAUACACAAUACACUUCCUCUGAGCACACGGCCCAGGCUGUUUCAUUUUAGCUGAUUUAUCAGAAGAACUAAACUGCUAAGAUAAUAAUGUGUUGUGACAGCUUGUUUAAGUCACUUUCCAAACUCAAAUAUUGACAGGGGUGCUGUUUUUGUCAUGCCAUGUUUCCCCAACUCUCUACCCUCUUAGUUUCAGUGAGGAAAACAUUGGCAGAGGCUAUUCUGAGUUCAAUCUGAUGAAUUGAAAAGCAGUAGCUCUAAACCAGGGGUAUCAAACAGAGGUGGGUUUCAGCAGGUUCUGACUAGUUCUGGAGAACCGGUAGCGGAAAUUUUGAGUAGUUCAGAGAACUGGUAGCAAAAAUUCUGACUGGCCUCGCCCCCAUCUAUGCUCUGCCUCCCAAGUCCCAGCUGAUCAGGAGGAAAUGGGGAUUUUGCAGUAACCUUCUCCUGGAUUGGGGAGGGAAUGGUGAUUUUACAGUAUCCUUCCCCUGCCACGCCUACCAAACCAUGCCCACCAAGUCACACCCACAGAACUGGUACUAAACAAUUUUGAAACCCACCACUGGUAUCAGACUCACAUAGUCACAGUGGUGUCACAUGAUGUAUCGUGACUUUUUCCCCCUUCGCUAAACUGGACAUGGUCAUGGCCAGUGUGUAAUGCAUCUGGCCCAUGGGCUGGGAGUUUGGCAGCCCUGCUCUAAAGUAUCCUCUGAUCACUGUUUCAGGGCCUGCAACUGUGCAACUGAGGAAAACUAUUGUUGGUAUAAUUAUACCUGCAACACUUUUUGCAGCCAUAAUUAGUACCUCAAGAUUAUCAGACCUCUUUUUAUUAAAAAAAGGAACACUUGCAUCCAUCCUAGCAACUUAAUGAAUAUUUCAACAUCAUUUUGUUAUAUUUGUUUCACCUUGCCACUGUUUCAAAUGUAUUAUAACCUUUUUUUUUUUGCCUUCCUGAGGCUUGCUUUUAUACUUCGACUUUGUUCCUAUAUCUUCAUAUUGAUAGAUAUGAAAGGGCUACUUUGGGUAUUAUUUCUGAAGUAAUUUGCUAUGUUGACUUUAAUACUGUUCUUUUAAAAGAAAAACAAAUGUAUUAAUAUAAUUUUAUCGGUGAACAAUUAAUAUUUUUCCAGGACAAAAAAGUAUUCUAAAACAUUAUGAUUACAGGUCAUACUUGACAUACAACAGUUCAUUUAGUGAUCAUUCAGAUUUACAAUGGCAUUGAAAAAAAUGAUUUAUGACCGUUUUUCACAGUUAUGAUCUUUGCAGCAUCCUCAUGAUCAUGUGAUCAAAAUUCAGGUGCUUGGCAACUGGUUCAUAUUUAUCACCAUUGCUUUGUCCCAAGGUCAUGUGAUCCCCUUUUGCAAACUUCUGGCAAGAAAAGUUAAUGGGGAACCCAGAUUCACUUAACAACCCGUGUUACUAACUUAUUGUUGUGGCCCGCCAGACUCCUGCCAGACAGAGACAGUACAGAGGUUGGGGAGGAACAUGGCCAGUCCUGGAGUCUGGGGAAGGCUCUGAUGAGUGCUCUGCGUAAGAGGCAGAGAUGGGGCCAGGGCCGUCCAACAGUUAUCAGCUACCUUCGGAUGUCGGAGCCUGAGUUGGCCGUGUUGCUGGACAAAAAUCUGGCUUGGGGUUUUAUCCAGCCCUCGUCAUCGCCAGUGUCCACCCUGGUGUUGUUUUUGAAGAAGAAGGUUUUUACCUGGUUAUUGUGCUAUCCUUAUUCUACCUGCUUUUUGGUUUCAUGUAUUCCUUAUGUAUGUAAUCAGAAUGUAGUCCAUAUAUGAAAGAGGGUCAACAUCCAUUUGAAUAACUGUGUAGUUGAUGAAAUAAUAAAUUCCUCAUAAGAUUCCAAUUCAUUAUCAGCUUUAAGUACAGUAUGUAAUUAUACAUAACAAAAGUUAUGGUUUUGAGGAAUGCAGAUGCAAUUUGUAGAAGGGAACACCCAUAUCUCAACUUCUAACUUUCUAGUGUAUAUAAAACCAACACCAGCUAUUUUACUCUUACAAUUAUCUAUAUACAUUUAUUUGAAUUUCUUUAGUCAGAUCACUGUCUGGUUUUUCAAGUAUCUUAGUAAUAUGAAGGGGAGAUAGAGAACUUCCCAAGGCAUUGAAGAGAUAACUGUGGAGGUUGUGCAAAAUGGCCAUACUCAACUAAAACUUGGAUAAUUAGUGCAAGCCUUAAUUAUGCAUUAUUUCUACAUGAAAUGGUGUCAUAUAAAUUACUCCAUCCAGCCACAGAAUCUGAAACAAGUAUAUAAUGUCUUCUUUAAUUAGUUUACAUACCUGAAAAAUGUUGUUUUCCAAAACCAUUUGAAGGCAAUGAUGUCAUUCAAUAAUGUUAUAUUUUUAAUGGACUUGAAUUAAAAGAACUAUUCUUAAGAUCCAAAUCCCAGACAAUAUUAAAUACUUUUCAUUUUUGUUCCAAAAUGUGCUUUGUCUCAAGGUGUGUUUCCUUACUAUUUUUAUAUUCCUGUAAAGAAUUGUUCUAUUAAGAAGCGUUUGCAUUUUUUUUUCAAUUUAAAUCUGUAAAGCAUCAACGUCUGAUUUGUCAAUAAUGUUCUUUAAAAUACUAUGAAAUAACUCUGAAGGACCCAAAGAUGUAAAUUUUGCAAUAAAAGUUUUGUAAAGUCA